AUGAAGGAAGAACGGCGCCUUGCCGGCAAGUGGAAGGAGGAGGAGCAGACGGAUAAAAACGGCAAGCAUUCUGGUUGCCUAGAUACAGAUGUAAACAAAAAUGCCUCUCCAACUGCAGAGGAACAGCGGAAUGAACCUGAUGGCUACCUUCCUGGCUCAGUCAGUGACCAAGAAAAGAAAGUAAGAGUAUCUCCAGCCACAAUGUCAGCUAAGAAUUCUACAGAUCUAGUUGAAUAUGUUGACAGGGGUCAUUCUUUUCUUCCUGUGAUUCCAAACACCCAGAGAAGGCAGCUAGAAGACAGAUUGAACACCCAGGAACGUACCAUCGCUUUCCUCCUUGAACAAGCCUUCCGCAUCAAGGAGGAAAUCUCUGCUUGUCUUCAAGGGGCCCAUGGCUUUCAAAAAGAGGAGUUGCUUGCCAGGAAGCUACUGGAAAGCCACAUCCAGACCAUCACGAGCAUUGUCAAAAAACUGAGCCAAAAUAUUGAGAUUUUAGAACACCAAAUAAGAGCGCGAGACCAGGCGGCCACAGGAACUAAUUUUGCAGUACAGGAGCUAAACACCAGACACCUUCAAGGAGUUGGAGAUCUUCGAGGAAGAGUAGCCAGAUGUGACUCCAGCAUUGUGAAGCUUUCUGGAGACAUUCAGUUCAUCAGGCAUGAGCACCGGAAAAUUGAGAAAACAAUUCAAAAUUUCAUGUCUGCCCUAGAAACUGUUUCUAAGAACUUGGAUAUGAAGCUCACCCCAUUUUUCCUGGCUCACCCCUCAUACCCAGUAGUACUGAACAACCUGGAGGUAAUGCAGCUCUUAGGAAAGAUUGAGGCUUCCGGUUCUGAGCAAACCUCAAAUUUAAAGAUGGUCCAGGGGGAUUAUCGCCAUGAAAUGAACCUUUUGGAGUUCAAAUUUAAUUCAGUUUCAAACAACCUAUAUGAGGCAGUUGAGAACCAUCAAAAAUGGACAGAGAAACAGUUCCUCAACUAUGAAAAAGACCACCUUGGCCAUUUAAAUCAAUGUCUGACGCUCCUACAGGAGAAGCUGGAAAAGUCUGAAAAUAAAAUGGAAGAGAAAUUACUGAAGCUUUCAAGCAAAUUAGAGAAUUUCGUUAACACAGAGAAACAGGAAGCAGAACUAAGUACAGUAAAGCAUAUAGAAAAUAAACUGUCCAAAAAGAUGAACCAACUGGAAAAGCACAUCUGGGGUGAAUUAGAGAAAAUUCAGACUGAAUAUCAAUCAGGAUUUAAAUCAAUUCAUGACUCUCUCAGCUCCCUCCAACAAAUACAGAAAACAAAGAUGGAUUUAGAGAAAUAUAAAGUACAGAAAGACCUAAAGAAAUUACAGCGUAAGAUAGUGGAACUCCAGGAAGUAUAAAACUUUUCUGUCAUCUUUUUCACCAGCUAAUAUAGUGGUUUGCUGGCAAAAGUUGGGAAGAAGUUAAUAUCUCUGGGAUGUUGACUGCUUCUUAUACCUCUGUAUUUCUUACCACCUUUUUCAGGAAAUGAAUGUGCCAGAAAACCCAAUAAAGCAGAGAAGUUUA
This is a messenger RNA of Lynx canadensis (Canada lynx), 1534 nucleotides long. It is a transcript of the gene FAM81B, whose product is annotated as family with sequence similarity 81 member B. The record is from RefSeq and is a predicted model, not a curated record. Lineage: Eukaryota; Metazoa; Chordata; Mammalia; Carnivora; Felidae. Bases 1 to 1368 code for a protein of 455 amino acids. The transcript is spliced from 11 exons.